CAUUGCUUAGUACAGAGAAAUUUGUAAACAAACAAUCUCUUGAAAACAAUUUCCAGUGAUCGAUUCGACCCUUUUUGAUUAAAUAAUCCUGAUCACAAUGAAAAUUUAUUAAUUUCUUAUUAAAAAAAAUUAAGAUAUAUGAUGAUUUUAAGAGUUUAUAUUACUAUUAACAUUUUUAACGCUCACUAUAUUCAUUUUUGAAAGAAUUUAACACUUUCUCGUUGAAGUUAUGUUAAGUAAAACCUUGUUUUAUUCUUUAAAUAUUUUUUGCAAUGGUAGAAGACGUUUCAGGUAUCCAGCAUUCAUAAGAGCUCAGAAUUUUUGUAACAGCAGCCAGAACAACAGAAAAUUAUUUGAUUACUUGAGUAUGAAAAUAGAAGCAACAGGGCCAAUGACUGUAGCAGAUUACAUGAAAGAAGUUUUAAUUUCUCCUGUCUCAGGCUAUUAUAUGAAAAGGGAUGUUUUUGGAAGCAAAGGAGAUUUCAUUACUUCACCUGAAAUUUCUCAAAUAUUUGGUGAACUCAUUGGUGUGUGGUUUUAUAAUGAAUGGUACAAGAUUGGAAAACCACAACCUUUACAGCUCAUUGAAUUUGGUCCAGGUCGGGGCACACUGACUGAUGAUGUUCUCAGAGUUUUCACCCGGCUGACUACUUCAAAUGUUAGUUUGAGUGUUCAUUUUAUUGAGGCUAGUCCAUAUCUUUGUAAUGUUCAAAGAUCAAAGCUUUGUCCAAACGUAGAAGUCUCAGAAGAGGAUGGUCUUCAUAACAAAACUUUGGAAACAAAGUAUAAAGUACCCUUGACAUGGCAUCAUCACUUAGAAAGUGUUCCGGAAGGAUUUUCAUUGUUUUUAGCUCAUGAGUUCUUUGAUGCUCUCCCUAUACAUAAAUUUCAGAAAACAGAAAAUGGUUGGCGAGAAAUCUUAAUAGAUGUAAAGGAAGGAGAAUUUCAAUAUGUGAUGUCACGCAUGGAGACUCCUGCUUCCAAACUUUUGAUUUCUGAAAAUGAAGAAAGAGAUCACAUGGAAAUUUCUCCAGAUUCUGGUAUUCUGUUAGACAGGAUUCUAAAAAGAAUGGAAGAAGAUGGGGGAAUAACUUUAAUUAUUGAUUAUGGUCACGAAGGAACAAAAACUGAUACAUUUAGGAGUUUUAAAAAUCACAAACUGCAUGAUCCAUUGAAGUGUUCUGGAGAAGCAGAUUUGACUGCUGAUGUGGAUUUUGCAUUUUUAACUGAACAUGCUUGUGAAAAAGCUGUUGUAUAUGGUCCUGUAAAACAAGCAGAUUUUCUCCACAAUAUGGGUAUAGAAAUUCGAUUAAAGAAAUUAAUAGAAAAUGCCUCUAAUGAAACUGUAAAGUCCUUAAAGUCUGGAUAUGAAAUGCUCACCAUGCCAGAUCAAAUGGGUGAACGAUUCAAGUUUCUUGCCUUAUAUCCUUUAGUCUUGAAAGAAUUUCUUUGUAAACAUCCCCCACCUGGAUUUUGAUAAUAAAUAUUUUUAAGUAUA
Molecule: messenger RNA, 1498 nt
Organism: Parasteatoda tepidariorum (common house spider)
Lineage: Eukaryota; Metazoa; Arthropoda; Arachnida; Araneae; Theridiidae
Product: protein arginine methyltransferase NDUFAF7, mitochondrial
Biological process (GO): mitochondrial respiratory chain complex I assembly
Cellular component (GO): mitochondrion
Molecular function (GO): protein-arginine omega-N symmetric methyltransferase activity
Source: RefSeq, a predicted model, not a curated record